UGGCACUCUGCCCAGGGGGCGGGGCCUUACUAAGUUUCAUUUUCCUCUUCUCCGAGUGCCUGAACCUCGGAGGCUGCUGAAGAAUGUUCUGUGUGGAUUUCUGAGUCUGCUUAGCCGUCCAAACAGAGCAGCCACACUCAGCCUCAGUCCUUGUAGAGGGUCUACAAACAGAUUGAGAAGCAUGGCAAUGGCGACUCGUUUGACGGCGAUGCAAGAAAAGAAGCUGCAGAAUUAUUUUGGAGGAAAACGGUUUACCCUUCUCUAUAAAGCUAGUGUCCAUGAAUUCUCUGGAUAUAAUUUUCUUAAGAGAUGCUGUGGCCAAGGGCCUACUUUGAUGGUGAUUUAUGGUGGAUGUUUUGUUUGGGGGGCCUAUAUAAGAGAGAAUUAUAAGAGAGAUGACACAGUUCCCGUUGUCCUUUUUGCCUUUCAAGAGAAUGAAAUUUCAGAAUGUGAUGUAGGUGCGUGCUCACCACCUACAUUUCUUAAUGAAUAUAGUGUAAGAUGGAAUAGUAGUUCAGGGUUCCUCCUAGAUCUGAGGGAAAAAAAAGUGACUGUGAACUUAGAUGCAGCUAAAAAACUUGGACUGCCUCAAAAUCAACCUAUUUCCUUUGAGGAAUGUGAAGUUUUUCGUUGUGAAGAUUUAUUGGAUAAAAGAAUCAUGAAAGGGAUUACUCAACUCCAUGAGAGAUUAUUGGAUGACAUGAGAACCUACAGUUCAUAUGGAGGCCUUGUUCACCAAAUACGGAUUCUGCUCCUGGGUCCCACUGGGGCUGGGAAGUCUAGCUUCUUCAACUCAGUAAAGUCUGUUUUCCGAGGCCAUGUAACACACCAGGCUCUGGUGGGCUCUGAUACAACUGGGGUAUCUGGCAAGUACAGGACAUAUUCCAUUAAGGAUCAGAGAUCUGGCAAUGCCCUACCGUUUAUUCUGUGUGACUCAAUGGGGCUGGGUGAGAAGGAAGAAGGACUUUGCAUGGAUGACAUAGUCUACAUCUUAAAAGGCCACAUUUCGGACAGAUACCAGUUUAAUUCCUCAAAACCAAUCACACCGGUUCAUAGUAACUAUAUUGACAACCCAUUGUUGAAGGACAGAAUCCAUUGUGUGGCACUUGUGUUUGACAUCAACACUGUUGAACACCUCUCUCGUGACAUGAUGGCAAAGAUCAAAAAAAUUCGAAGGGAGUUGAUAAAGUGUGGUGUAGCACAUGUGGUUUUGCUCACUCAUGUGGAUAGCGUGGACCUGAUUAGCAGAGGUGACCUUGGAGACAUAUACAAAUGUAUGCUUGUGAAGCCUAAGUUAGAGACAGUCCACAGAGAACUUGGAUUUGCUCUUUCUGACAUCUUGGUGGUUAGUAAUUAUACCUCAGAGUGGGAGCUGGACCCUGUAAAGGACGUUCUGAUCCUCUCUGCGCUGAGACAGAUGCUGUGGGCGGCAGAUGACUUCUUAGAGAAUUUGCCUCCUGAGGAAACAGAGAUCAAAGAAGAGGAACCAUCGACUGUGUAAAAGAAGGAAAAAAAUAUGUGAACCCUUCACAUACUAAUAAUUUUUAUCUCAUCAUAGAAGAUUGAAAAUUGAAAAAUAAGAAAACACAGGAAAAA
Messenger RNA from Lontra canadensis (Northern American river otter), 1596 nucleotides. RefSeq names its product interferon-induced protein 44-like. The transcript has 9 exons. Lineage: Eukaryota; Metazoa; Chordata; Mammalia; Carnivora; Mustelidae. The record is from RefSeq and is a predicted model, not a curated record. The coding region runs from base 182 to 1501 and encodes 439 amino acids.